UCCACGGCAUCUGAUCCCAUAAUUGAUGUUUUUCAAGAUCUUGUUUUCUCUACUUCCAAUAUGUAUCAUUUCAAUGGACUUUUGAUCUUGAUUUACUGUUUGCUAUCUUCAUAUUUAAUCGCACAUAAUGAGGACAAAGAUAAGAAAGGUGGAACAUUAUUGUAACCUCACUGUCUAAGAAAGAAAGACGAAAAUGAGGUUAAAAAUCGUUUUCCUAAUUUGCAUAUUUGGUGGACUUCGUGCAUUACAAGAGGAAAAACGUCUCCUUGUAAAUGACCCACAGAUGAUGGAGACGCAAAUUGUUGAACUCCAAAGACAGGUCCAACUGCUGAAAGAAGAAAUGACCAAAGUUACACAGAAUAAUAAUUAUGGAACAACGUACACAAUAUGGGGAAAGAGAAUAUGUCCUCAACUGAGAAACACCACAACUCUGUACAGUGGCGUUGUAGCGGGAAGUUUUUUCACAGAGACGGGAAACGGAGCUAACACAUUAUGUUUACCACAUGAUCCGGAUUCAGUUGACGCCAACUUUCCAAUUAAUCAUAGCGACGGCAUUGCUCAUCUCUACGGAGGAGAGUACCAGUUUAGUUUCAAGAAUGUAGUAUAUCAGGAUGAUGUCCCAUGUGCCGUCUGUCGCGUGACACAAGCAACGUCUGCAUUAAUUAUUCCAGGAAAACUAUCGUGUCCUUCAGGAUGGGUAAAACAAUACCAAGGAUUUCUGACUUCAAAUGCUUAUAAUGAACAAAAAUCAGAGUACCUCUGCCUGGACGACAAUCCGGAUUUCAUUGAGAGAUCUAGAGUAAAUGAAAAUGGGAAGUUAUUUCAUCCUGUUAUCACCAUAUGUGGAACUCUGCCAUGUCCACCGUACAAAAAUGGCACCUAUGUCCCAUGUUCUAUUUGUACCGCUUAA
Messenger RNA from Saccostrea cuccullata (small rock oyster), 910 nucleotides. RefSeq lists its product as uncharacterized. Lineage: Eukaryota; Metazoa; Mollusca; Bivalvia; Ostreida; Ostreidae. The record is from RefSeq and is a predicted model, not a curated record. Bases 194 to 910 code for a protein of 238 amino acids. The transcript is spliced from 3 exons.